Molecule: messenger RNA, 3487 nt
Organism: Drosophila ananassae
Lineage: Eukaryota; Metazoa; Arthropoda; Insecta; Diptera; Drosophilidae
Gene: LManII
Product: lysosomal alpha-mannosidase
Exons: 10
Coding region: 190-3432 (1080 amino acids)
Biological process (GO): mannose metabolic process
Cellular component (GO): lysosome
Molecular function (GO): carbohydrate binding; alpha-mannosidase activity
Source: RefSeq, a predicted model, not a curated record
UGCGGUCUCCGGUCGGACAGUCCGCUCUGCGAAGCCACUGCGAUCGGUACUACGGACAUUGAGAGUCGCUCCUCAUCGGGGCACAUCCGAAAAAUUGUGUAUCUACCCAUAGCCCAAGUGUCAGUUUUAGGAAAAUAAACUAAUUGGAUGCAUUUCCCCUAAAAGUAAAUAAAUAAAAAAAAAUCUGCAAUGUCGGGGAAAUCCUCAGCUUGGCUGGCAAUUUUGCUGGCUUUGAUUUGCUUUAUUUGCAAUGCCAACUCUCGGAGCAUUCAGCAACCGGCAUCUGGAUCUCAAUGCGGUUAUCAGAGCUGCCACCCAACAAAACCCAACAUGCUGAACGUGCAUCUUGUGGCACACACCCACGAUGAUGUGGGCUGGCUGAAGACCGUGGACCAAUACUACUAUGGAAGCGAGACCAGGAUUCAGAAAGCUGGUGUACAAUACAUCAUCGACUCUGUGGUUGAGGCUUUGCUGAGAGACCCCGAGAAGCGAUUUAUUUACGUGGAAUCCGCCUUCUUCUUCAAGUGGUGGAAGGAGCAGACGCCCAAGGUCCAGGAUGCCGUCAAAAUGUUGGUCGAACAGGGACGACUGGAGUUUAUCGGUGGAGCUUGGAGCAUGAACGAUGAGGCAACCACCCAUUAUCAAAGUGUGAUUGAUCAGUUCGCCUGGGGAUUAAGACUUUUGAACGACACUUUCGGAGAAUGUGGCCGUCCUCGCGUUGGAUGGCAAAUCGAUCCCUUUGGCCACUCCAGGGAGAUGGCUUCCAUGUUUGCUCAGAUGGGCUUUGAUGGCAUGUUUUUCGGUCGCCUGGACUACCAGGAUAAGGACGAACGUUUGAUGACCAAAAACGCUGAAAUGAUCUGGCAUGGUUCGGCCAACUUGGGAGAACAAUCGGAUCUGUUCAGCGGAGCUCUCUACAACAACUACCAGGCCCCGGAUGGUUUCUGUUUCGACGUUCUCUGCAGUGAUACACCCAUUAUUGACGGCAAACACAGUCCCGAUAAUAAUGUCAAAGAGAAGGUUGAUGCCUUCUUUGAAUAUGUCACUAAAAUGGCCACCCGCUAUCGCACUCAAAACGUGAUCCUCACCAUGGGUGAAGAUUUCCACUACCAAAAUGCCGAUAUGUGGUAUAAGAAUCUGGACAAGUUGAUAAAGUAUGCCAAUGAGCGACAGGCUAAUGGCUCAAACAUAAACCUCCUGUACUCGACACCCUCGUGCUACUUGAAGUCCCUGCACGAUGCAGGAAUCACUUGGCCCACCAAGAGCGACGACUUCUUCCCCUAUGCUUCCGAUCCGCAUGCCUACUGGACUGGCUACUUCACGUCCCGGCCCACUCUUAAGCGAUUCGAGCGGGAUGGUAAUCACUUCCUGCAAGUCUGCAAGCAACUCAGCGCCCUGGCCCCCAAAAAGGCCAAUGAGUUUGACCCCCAUUUGAACUUUAUGCGCGAGACUCUGGGCAUAAUGCAGCACCACGAUGCCAUAACAGGAACGGAAAAGGAAAAAGUAGCCCUGGAUUAUGCAAAGCGUCUGAGUGUCAGCUUUAAGGCGUGCGAGGCCACCACCCGGAAUGUCCUUAACCAAUUGUCAGUGCCAGCCAGCCAGCAGCAGAGCGGCAAAUAUGUUUUGGAGUUCAAAAACUGCCCCCUGCUAAACAUUACCUCUUGUCCGGUUUCGGAGUCGAAUGACCGCUUCUCCUUGACUUUGUACAACCCACUGGGCCAUGUGGUUAGCGAGUACAUAAGGAUUCCAGUGAGUGGAUCAGAGUACAAAAUCAUAGACAACAAAGGCGUAGAGUUGGCCACCCAAGUGGUUCCAGUUCCUGGUACCGUCAACAAUAUCAAGCACCGAGCUUCCACAGCCAAAUACGAGCUUGUUUUCCGGGCCACCAAUAUUCCUGCGUUGGGCUAUAGGUCGUACUAUAUUGAAAAGUCUGAAAGUUCUCGAAAAACUCUGAAGCCACAAGCCACACCAAAGGCUACUUCCAGUGUUACAUUCAUCGGAAAUGAAAACAUUAAACUUGGAUUCGAUACGAAUGGUUUCCUCUCAGAGGUGACAGCUGAUGGUCUUACCCGACUGGUUACCCAGGACUUCUUGUUCUACGAAGGUGCUGUCGGCAACAAUGCCGAGUUCCUGAACCGAUCAUCUGGCGCCUACAUCUUCCGGCCCAACGAGAACAAGAUUGACUUCUCCUCCGAUCAUGUGGAAAUUGAGGUCUACAAGGGCGAUCUGGUUGAGGAAGUCCACCAGAAGUUCAAUGACUGGAUCAGCCAGGUGGUGCGAGUCUACAAAAAGGAUUCCUUUGCGGAGUUUGAGUGGUUGGUGGGACCUAUUCCCAUUGAUGACAAUAUCGGCAAGGAGGUUAUCACUCGUUUCAGCUCUGACAUUGAGUCCGAUGGUGUUUUCUACACGGAUUCUAAUGGUCGUGAAAUGAUUAAGCGAAAGCUGAACCAUCGCGAUACCUGGGAUGUGAAGAUCAACGAGGAAGUGGCUGGCAACUAUUAUCCCAUUACCACCAAAAUCGACUUGGAGGACGAUACAGCCCGUAUGGCCAUCCUGACCGAUAGAGCUCAGGGUGGCAGCUCCCUGAAGGAUGGUUCCCUGGAACUGAUGGUGCACCGUCGCCUUCUGCGCGAUGAUGCCUUCGGAGUCGGAGAGGCUCUGAAUGAAACGGAAUACGGGGAGGGUCUGAUUGCCCGCGGCAAGCACCAUCUCUUCUUCGGUCUGUCCAAGGAUCGUGAAGGCGUUUCCCUAAAAUCCCUUGAGCGACUGGUCCAGUUGGAGAAACUGCUGCCCACAUGGAAAUUCUUCAGCAACGUGGAGAACUACACGGCCGAGGAAUGGCGCACUUCCUUUACCAAUACUUUCUCUGGAGUUUCUUUGGUCCUGCCCAAGCCCGUGCAUCUGCUCACCCUGGAGCCGUGGCACGAGAACCAACUGCUGGUCCGUUUCGAGCACUUCCUGGAGAAUGGCGAGGAUGCGAUGUACUCCAAGCCCGUUCAGUUCAAUGUGAAGAAUGUUCUGAGUUCCUUCAAUGUGGAGAGCAUGCGGGAGACUACCCUGGAUGGAAAUGCCUGGUUGGACGAGACCCAGCGCCUUCAAUUUGCCCCCGACUCCGAGGCCGCUGCCUUCAACACCUAUGGCACAUUCCCGCAGGAAGCCGAUUCGGUUCAGCUACUGAGGGCCGAUAAACCAUUACUGGAGGUUAAAUACUCAGAUGAAGCCCUGCCAGCCGGACAAUUGGGAGCCGAGAGCAAUCGCAUUAAGCGUGAAAUUAAUCCUUCCUUAUACAAUAUGUACGAUGCCCGUAAAUCCAAGUUAUCCGAUGAGGAUAUAGACAUGUCCCUCUACGCUGACAGCGAUAGCAAGGAUUAUAUUGUCGAGCUGAGUCCCAUGGAGAUCCGUACAUUUAUUGUAUAUUUAUCAGAAGCUUAAGGUUGCCGAACAAAUAGCAAUUUUUUAAAGAAUAAAUUUUUAAUAUUAAAGUGUA